AUGUUCUUCUCCAAGAUCGUCCUCGGCCUCGCCUCCAUGGCCUCCAUGGCCGCCGCCAUCCCGGCCCCUGACGCCCUCCUCGACACCACCUCCUCCAUCGCUGCCCGCGACUUCACCAUCCGCGAUGACUCUUCCCUCGAGGCUCGCGGCAACUUCAAGUGCCCUACCGGCAUGUCCUACUGCCCCUGGACCCGUGCCUGCUCUUGCCCCCCUGGCCAGGCCUGGGACGGCAAGGCUCGCAAGUGCACCGGCAAGGUCAUCACCGGCUGCUGGCCUAAGCCUUCGCCUUCGGCCUUUGUCGAUGUCAAGGUGAAGCUCGGCGCCUACUGCGCUGCCUCUCCCUACAAGAUCGUCAAGUACGACGCCCACCACGCCUACUGCCAGGCCAGCCUCCUCAACGUCGUCUUCCUUGCUCCCCUCGAGAUUGACGCCGAGAUCUCUCUCCUCGGCGGCAAGCUCAUUGACAUCAACGCCCGCAUCAGCCUCGCCCUCAAGAACGUCUGCGGUGGUCUUGCCGGUCUCUACCUCGAGAAUGUCCUUGAUGCUGUUGCCCUCUUCAACACCAACAAGUACGGCUACGCUGUCCGCCCUGGUGAUGUUGUCGGUGGCCUCCUCUACGCUGUUGUCGACCUCCUGAGCGGCCUCACCUGCGCCCUCGGCCUCGGUGGCUGCAAGGUCUACGACUGUGUCUCCUACUGCACCAAGGGCUGCAAGAACUACAUUGACGUCAAGGGAACCAUCGGUGGCUACAUCAACGGCCUCAUCGGUUUCUGCCUCGUCAACGAUGUCAUCCUCAUCGUCAACAAGGUCGGCGCCAUCCUCACCGUCACCGUCAACAGCCUGCUGUGCAUUGUUGGCAGCCUCCUCCGCAGCCUCCUCGGCAUCUUCAGCUGCAACUGCUAA
Messenger RNA from Fusarium keratoplasticum, 903 nucleotides. RefSeq lists its product as uncharacterized. Lineage: Eukaryota; Fungi; Ascomycota; Sordariomycetes; Hypocreales; Nectriaceae. The coding region runs from base 1 to 903 and encodes 300 amino acids. The record is from RefSeq and is a predicted model, not a curated record. The transcript has a single exon.